UCCUUGGCUGGACGUCUGCACCAUGGACAGGGAUCUGAGUGAAGACGACAGUGUGGUGGAACUCAGCUUUGAGGCCGAGAGUCCGCUGGCACCCCCCGCUGAGCUUCUGGAGAGAUUGCCCAGCUAUGACUGGCUUCUUGAAGGAGAUGGACAGCAGAUAUUCUUCCCACCUCUGGAGGCUCCCGGGAGACCCUUGGAACAAAGGUGCUGGUCCUCAUUCAUGGAACACAGCAGAAUCCCUAUGGUGACAGAGCAAGUGGCUCGGGAAGCCCUUCUCAGCUUUGUGAGCUCCAAAUGCUGCUACAGCAGCGCAGCUGCCGGUGACCUCAUCAUCCAGGAGCUCAAGCAGCAGACUCUCUGCAGGUAUCGACUAGAGACUUUCACCGAAUCCAGAAUAAGUGAAUGGACAUUUCAACCCUUUACUAACCAGUCAGUGGAUGGGCCGCAAAGAGGGACCUCCCCCAAGCUUUGGGACAUCAAAGUCCAGGUGCCCCCGAUGUUUCAGGAAGACACGAGGAAGUUUCAAGUCCCUCACUCGUCACUGGUCAAGGAAUGCCACAAAUGCCAUGGGCGUGGGCGUUACAAGUGCAGCUGCUGCCACGGGGCAGGCAUGGUGAGGUGCCCGUCCUGCAGUGGAGCCAAGCGCAAAGCCAAGCAGUCCCGCAGGUGUCCGAUGUGCUCGGGGUCUGGCAGGCGGAGGUGCAGCACGUGCUCAGGGAGGGGCAGCAAGACCUGUGCCACCUGCAAAGGGGAGAAGAAGCUGUUGCACUUUAUCCAGCUAGUCAUCGUGUGGAAAAACAGCCUGUUUGAGUUUGUGUCUGAGCACCGCCUGAAUUGCCCUGGGGAACUCCUUGCUAAAGCCAAAGGAGAAAGCCUCUUUAAGGAUGAAAACACCAUGGUGUACCCCAUUGUGGAUUUCCCGCUGCGGGAGAUCUCUCUGGCCUCGCAGAGGGGCAUCGCGGAGCACAGCGCCGCCCUGGCCUCCCGCGCCCGAGUCCUUCAGCAGCGCCAGACCAUUGAGCUGAUCCCCCUCACAGAAGUGCAUUAUUGGUACCAAGGACAGACUUACGUCUACUACAUCUACGGCACGGACCACAGAGUGUACGUGGUCGAUUACCCUGAACGGUACUGCUGUGGCUGCACCAUCAUCUGACGGGACCCAGUCAUCUCCAGAGCCGGGAGUUUACUCAUCAUUGGCUACAUCAGACAAUCCUAUACAAACCCUGGGGUGUCCUUCUAGACACUUCAGCUUAUCAUCUGUCAAACCCCUGGUCUUUCCAGAGCUUCUCUGGUGGGAUCCAUCAUGCAUUUAACCUACAAGAAUUCAGCUAGGCACAUUUCUUUAGAACAUUGUGGACCAUGAUAUGCAAAUGAGCAGUUAUACCCUCACCUGCCAAGCCCCACCCCGGGAUUCUGCAUAUCCCUUUCAGUUACUGCUGUCCCCUGUGGAGUCUGGCCGAACUGCUGGUGGGGUCGUGCUCACAGGAGCAGCAGCAUUUAGACAGGUGUCCAGCUCCCUUGGGACUGCAUGGAAGACAAAGGGAAAUUGAGAUGUGAAACGUGAUGGGACGUGAACCAGGAGGACAACCUUCCAGGCUCGGACUUUGCCUCCCAUGCCGGCUGAACCUAGCUGAUGCUGCACGCUCUGCACAUGCGGGAAGCUGAGGGCAGGAUGAGGUCUGUCCUUGCCUGCCCAGUCCCUCUGGGCCCAGGGACGAUGGUGGCAGGGGAAACUGAGAGAGAGUACCAUGGGACUCCCUUCUUCCUCUUCCUCCUGAAGCUCUCUAAGUCUGGGAAGCCAGCACCUCUGAGCCUGGUGUCCUUACAGCCCACCUCAGUGGGGCUCCAGCAGGAUGCUGCUGCAUCCGGGGCCAUUGUACUGAUGGCAGGCACGGGCUUGGGUUGUUGCAGUGGUUGGAAGGGACACUCCUGGCAUUUGGUGGACGGAGAGCAGGAAAGCUGGCUGGCGAGCACUCUGCGCAAUGAAGCUCGCAGAUCCGCCCCUGACAAUCAUGGAGAGCUCGUUACCCAGAACCUCACUGAGGCCUGCUGACUGCCCUCAUCUCACUCACCGCUCAACUCUGCUCUUUGAUUUUCCUGUAUGGUUAGGAAUUGCUCCGGUCCUCUCUCUUCCCUGAAGUCCAAACUAGUAACCCCUGCCGACUUCGUUACAGCCCCUCACACGGUCCUGCCUCAGCCGUCACAAUUUGAAAUAGGUGCAGUACAAUGUUACUUUCUUCUCAUUUCUCCAUUCUCUUUCAGCUGGGGCAUUAAAUUGCUUUUG
Messenger RNA from Lutra lutra (Eurasian river otter), 2284 nucleotides. RefSeq names its product ssu-2 homolog (gene SSUH2). The coding region runs from base 23 to 1153 and encodes 376 amino acids. Gene Ontology annotation, molecular function: heat shock protein binding. Lineage: Eukaryota; Metazoa; Chordata; Mammalia; Carnivora; Mustelidae. The record is from RefSeq and is a predicted model, not a curated record. The transcript is spliced from 12 exons.